GAUCCUAUUAGCAUUUUGAUGAGAUGGACAGGGUAAGAGCAAAAGAGGAGGCUGGGAGGUGUGUGUGAAAUAAAGGGGUAGGGGGAGAAGUCCUGACUUCCUUUGUCCUAACGUGAUUUAGCUCUGCAGGUAGCCAGUGUAGAGGUCAGCCAUACUGUGUGGGCCAGGGGAGGAGUCAUUUUUGGGACUGCACCUAUUCAAAUGUUCCAUGAGGUUGUCUUUAAAAGUGAGGAAGGAAAGACACAGAGUUAAAUCACCUUACAACACAAGAAGAAGCUACUUGUGGAUUAGACAGCAUCUGCAAACAUCUGGUUUCAGGACCCUCAAGUGAAAGUGAUUUGGGUUUGAGGACCAUGCUUAACAGAGUCAAGUUGGAAAUGAAGGACCCUAUGGAUUGGAAUAAUUUAUAUGUAGAAAAUGAGGCCUAUUCUGGACUACACACUAUGGGUACAGGGCUACCUAGCAACUCAUUCUUACCAGGUGAUGUAACACCAAGUAUUGCCUACAUGAAUAGCAGUCUUGCAGGGCCUGUGCCCAGUAUCCAGAGCAAUCUGAGUUCUCUUGGAUCUGUGGCACAGAACUUGGCAUCUCCAGCCUCUUCCUCAGCUUAUCCACUGGGUUACUGCCAGGGGGAGAGUGAUUACCAGAGGGACCCUCGGGCAUACCGCAGAAACUACUCCCAUGCCAAGCCACCUUAUUCCUACAUCUCUCUUAUUACCAUGGCCAUCCAGCAGUCAACAAAUAAAAUGAUGACAUUGAAUGAGAUCUACCAGUGGAUUAUCGACCUCUUCCCGUAUUAUCGGCAAAACCAGCAGAGGUGGCAGAAUUCAAUCCGACACUCACUCUCUUUCAAUGACUGCUUUGUCAAGGUUCCACGGUCACCAGAAAAACCAGGAAAAGGUUCAUAUUGGACCCUCCAUCCUGAAUCUGGCAACAUGUUUGAGAAUGGGUGUUACCUGAGGCGGCAGAAGAGAUUUAAAUGUGAACGACACAGGUCUGGGGAUGGAGAGAAAAAAACAGCCAAACCUGGUGAUGAGACAACAGUGAGUUUGAGGGAUUCUCCUCUUGGAUAUGAUGACUGCUCUGCAUCACAUUCACCUAAGGAUAUGGUCAGUAAUGGCGAGAGGGAAUCAACAGAAACAAAUGUAAGUCAACAAGCAAAAGUGUCCCCCGUAAAUUUCAGUCCUAAUUCUGAUCAAGUUGGAUCAACUUCUCAGCUUUGCUACCCCCCUCUGAGCCUCUCUAGUGAUAGCUUCCUCAGCUUGGUUGGUGAUGAUACCCAGAUCAAGCAUGAUUUGUACUCUAGUAGACAUCCAUUCUCCAUCACCCAACUGAUGUCCAGUGAGCAGGAACAGACAUACCCCUCCAAAAUGGACUUGUGUCCCACCUCCGAGCACCUUCCCCACUACCCCAACUUUAAUUCUGACUAUCACAAUAUGACAGUCAGAAAUGGGCUGGAAAUGCCAACGUCAACCAAUGAAAAUAACUAUUAUGCCAACAUGUACUCUCGGCCUAUCCUCAGCUCUCUCUAAUAAACAGACUUUUUAGAUAACAGGUGUCUUCCAAAUUGUUGCUAAACGGAACCUCCACAUUUUAUGUAGCUUCUGAAUAAGACUAUAAGUUUAGGAUCCGUAGAGAUUCUGAAGACGCAGUGAUAGUGUAAUGUGUCACUCAGCUGGAUAACAAAUAUAAAAUGGGAAUUUGUGCAAAAAAUAUUUAUGCUAUUAUUGGCACUGUGCUUAUAGAGAGUAAUGUUCUUCUCAAUUUGUCAAAUCCAGAACUUAUAUUAAAUGGCUCAUUGGUGCAAUACAAACUGUUAUACAAAGGAAAACUGUUAGUUAUCUGCUUCUCAGUGCAAUGACCUGGGGACAAAAGAACAUUUGUAUUUAUUAAGAGAAAAAUAAAUAAAGAAUAUUUAGAAAAUUUGCUGAAAAACUGUAAAUAAAUAUUACAUGGGCAUAUCUGUGUCUGAAGGGACAAUGGCGCGUUCCCAAUUCCUGCUGUAAAAUAAAUUAUUCAAUUAAAUAAGAAAA
Molecule: messenger RNA, 2033 nt
Organism: Bombina bombina (fire-bellied toad)
Lineage: Eukaryota; Metazoa; Chordata; Amphibia; Anura; Bombinatoridae
Product: forkhead box protein A4-B-like
Exons: 2
Coding region: 354-1532 (392 amino acids)
Biological process (GO): regulation of transcription by RNA polymerase II; anatomical structure morphogenesis; cell differentiation
Molecular function (GO): protein domain specific binding; transcription factor binding; RNA polymerase II cis-regulatory region sequence-specific DNA binding
Source: RefSeq, a predicted model, not a curated record